Molecule: messenger RNA, 10677 nt
Organism: Orussus abietinus
Lineage: Eukaryota; Metazoa; Arthropoda; Insecta; Hymenoptera; Orussidae
Gene: Plc21C
Product: 1-phosphatidylinositol 4,5-bisphosphate phosphodiesterase classes I and II
Exons: 19
Coding region: 520-4311 (1263 amino acids)
Biological process (GO): phosphatidylinositol-mediated signaling; lipid catabolic process
Molecular function (GO): phosphatidylinositol-4,5-bisphosphate phospholipase C activity; calcium ion binding
Source: RefSeq, a predicted model, not a curated record
GCUCAGCUCUGCACGGCAAAGCUGUCGGAUCUGGUGACGAGGUGGACCCUGCUUCUCCCGGCCGUUGGCUCGCAUCGAAGGACCAGCUCGACUAGCCGGUAUGUGUCGUCGGCGUCUACCGCGAGCAUUCCGCACCGCUCGUCGGCUCGCGUCAGUCCAUUGACGGCCCGGCGGCAUCUUCGAGGAGAAGACGUUACGGGACGUCGGAGACGUCGAGAGCCGACAUCUCGCAGGGGAGUCCUAGCGAUCAGGUAAAUCCUGCCCAGUCUUGUCAACGUCGUCGUCGAGGGAGUCGACCCUCCAUUCGACAUCCGCUCAUGACAGGAGGGCCAGCGUCGUCUUAAGGAGCUUGGCGGCGGCUCGUAGCGCUGCGCAGCGCUUCGACUAGGUCAUCCGGAGAGCACGAUUCUUCUCUCCUGGACCUCUGGUUGGCUCGCCCACCGGCUCGUCGUAGCUGCCACCGAAGGAAGGCUUUUCUUCGAUACUUCCUCCUGGUCUGGCACCUCCGAGGAACCAGAGAUGGCGAGUGCAAAGGCCAAUGCCGUGCAGACCAAGCCCGUCGAGGUGUCCAAGCAGCUGCAGGAAGGACAGAAGUUCGUCAAGUGGGAUGAGGAUUCCGGAGUGGCAACACCGGUAACUCUGCGGGUGGACAAGUUCGGCUUCUAUCUACACUGGGUGGAUCAAAACAACGAAAUGGACAUGCUCGACAUAGCCGUAAUUCGCGACGCUCGAACCGGAAAAUACGCCAAAGUACCCAAGGACCCCAAGCUGAGAUCAUGCGUCACGAUGGGAUCCCAAGAAGAAUCCCUGGAAGAGAAAACGGUGACGAUCUGCUAUGGGUCCGACUUCGUCAACAUGACGUUCAUCAACUUCUGCACGAGCAGGGCCGAGAUCGCGAGACAUUGGACGGAUCAGCUUCUUCAACUGGCGUACAACCUGACGCAACUAAACACCAGCACGAUUAUGUUCUUACAAAAGGCCCACACCAAACUCACGCUCACGGCUGACAAGUCUGGGAAAAUAGCCGUCAAGAAUAUAAUAAAGAUGUUCGCGCAAAAUAAGGAAGAUCGCAAGCGCGUUGAGAAAGCACUCGAUAUUUCAAGCCUACCGUCUGGUAAGAGUGAUAGCGUUGCCUUGCAGAAGUUCGAGUUCGAGGAUUUUUUCAACUUCUACAAAUCCUUGACCCAGCGAUCGGAGGUCGAGAAGGUGUUCGAAGAGAUCGUCGGCAAUACCAAGCGAAGGCUGAUGUCCGUGAACCAACUGGUCGAGUUUCUGAACAUGACCCAGAGGGAUCCUCGGCUCAAUGAAAUAUUGUAUCCAUACGCGAACGCAGUCAGAGCAAAGGACCUCAUUAACCAGUACGAACCUAACAAGUACAAUGUCAGCAAAGGCCAGUUGAGCUUCGACGGAUUUUUGAGGUAUCUGAUGAGCGAAGACAAUCCAAUCGUGGCCGUCUCGAAAUUCGAAUUGUCCGACGAUAUGGAUCAGCCUCUUGCCCAUUAUUUCAUCAAUUCUAGUCAUAACACGUAUUUAACAGGACACCAACUAACCGGCAAGAGCUCCGUAGAGAUUUAUCGUCAGUGUUUACUCGCCGGUUGCCGAUGCGUCGAGCUGGAUUUUUGGAACGGGAAAUUCGACGAGCCCGUUAUAGUACACGGAUAUACGUUUGUGCCUGAAAUCUGUGCUCGAGAUGUGAUAGAGGCGAUAGCUGAGAGUGCCUUCAAAACCUCGGAAUUCCCAGUGAUCCUCAGUUUCGAAAACCACUGCAACCCAAGGCAGCAAGCUAAGAUCGCUCAGUAUUGUAGAGAGUAUUUCGGUGAGAUGCUAUUAGACGCCCCCCUCGAGUCUCACAAGCUGGAGCCGGGCCAAGAGCUACCGCCGCCCUCGUUCCUGAAACGCAAGAUCAUUAUCAAGAACAAGAAGAAACACCAUCACCAUCAUAAUAAGAAACACCACAAGAAGCAGCAGGCAUCUAUUCAGGACGCUGGAGACGGUGCCCAGGUGACGGAAGACAAUGGCGUGGUCAAUCAAGGAGCCGAGGGUGAGAAUGGACCACCACCAGAUAUCAUUCCACAAAAUGAAGUCGAUGGACACGGUACCGAUAACAUCGAAGAGACGCAAAUCGGAAACGACGAGGUUUCGCAUGCUCCUAUGCUUCAACAACGACAGGGUAGCAGAGAUAGUACUCAGGAAGACGAAGAUGACGACAAUGAGUCCAGUACAGAGGAGGAUGAAUCGAACGUGGAAGACAUGAAACUACGAAUGGGUGAUAAAGUGCCGGCACCUGAUAAGGCAGCUUCCACCGCUAAAGAAACCGAAGCGGGAGCUGAAAUUUCAGCUCUCGUAAAUUACGUACAACCAGUGCACUUUAAUAGCUUCGAGUCCGCUGAAAAGAAAAAUCGUAUGUACGAAAUGUCUUCGUUCGAUGAGAAACAGGCGACGACGUUGUUGAAGGAGCGACCGCUGGAGUUCGUUAACUACAACAAGCAUCAGUUGUCAAGAGUGUAUCCUGCGGGCACGCGAUUUGAUUCGAGCAAUUUCAUGCCUCAGGUAUUUUGGAAUGCUGGCUGCCAACUCGUCGCCUUGAAUUAUCAGACCCUUGAUCUAGCGAUGCAAUUAAACGUGGGCAUCUUCGAAUACAACAAGCGCUGCGGUUACAUAUUAAAGCCGGAAUUCAUGAGGCGCAAAGAUCGCCGUCUGGAUCCGUUCGCGGAAUCCACCGUUGAUGGCAUCAUUGCCGGAACAGUUCAUAUUCACGUUAUAUCUGCUCAAUUCCUGACGGAUAAACGUGUGGGCACUUACGUCGAAGUGGAUAUGUACGGAUUGCCAGCCGACACAGUGAGGAAGAAGUUUCGGACAAAGAUCGUGCCGAACAAUGGAAUUAACCCUGUCUACGACGAGGAUCCGUUCGUCUUCAAGAAGGUCGUGCUACCAGAAUUAGCAUCUAUUCGCAUAGCUGCAUACGAGGAAUCUGGACGUUUGAUCGGUCAUCGAGUCUUGCCAGUAGUUGGUCUGUGUCCUGGAUAUAGGCACGUAGCUCUGAGAACUGAAUGCGGCCAGCCUCUGCCAUUGGCAAGUCUUUUCUUACACGUCAUCGUCAAGGACUACGUGCCCGAUGGCCUUAGCGAGCUCGCCGAGGCAUUGGCAAAUCCUAUUAAAUACCAAAGCGAAUUGGAAAGGAGGGCCGAACAAUUGGCAGUUUUGACUGACGAUUUGGACGAGCCAAGCGAAGGCGAGAACGAUGAUGAGACCGUUAAAACCAAACGAAUGCAAUCAUCCGGAGAAUUACCAGGAUUGAUACCUACUGUGGGAAGUCCUCAUGGAAGACCAUCCGUGGCUGAAAUUAAUAUCUCCGAGACCCCGGAAGGAGAAGAUGGAAUAACUGGCUCCUCGGUUCAGCUAUUAGACAGCUCUGCGAACAAGAGCCCGGUGAAUGUGAACUACAUGAACAACGACAUAGUGGCCGAGUCGUUCGAAAAACUCAUGGAAACCAAAUUAGUCAGAGAGAAGAAGAUGGAGCUGGAGAAGAAGUUGGAGUCUCUUAGAAAGAAGCAGGAGAAGGAAAAGAUCCGAGUGCAGUCCCAGAAGGGUUCCCUCGACGGGGAGAAGCACAAGACCAAGUUCUACAUGGGCAAUAAGCUGGUGAAAAGGCUAUCUAACAAAAACAUUUUUUCGCGCAGUUUCUCGAGCGAGGCCGGCCUAAGUAGUAUCGCUCUGGUGGAGACGACAGAGUGCACGGAGACGGAGAAUCGCGAGGGCGCCGAAGGAGCCCCCAAGGGUCUACCUAGGAGUCAGAGCGAGAGGUUGCUGGCGGUCUGCAAGGAGCACGUCCUGCAGGAACGCGAGCUCCUGGAGAAGUACCACGAGAGUGUCUUCACGACCGUCGAGAAGGUGAUGAAGGCGUCUCAGUCGAAUCAGCUGAAGACCCUGAGGGUCCUCCUGGAGAGAGAAACGGCAGACGUCAUGCGCAAACUACAGGCAGUCAGGCACGGAGAGGUAAAACAAUUAGCCAAAGUGCACAAGGACAAGGCGGAGCUAGACCGGAUGAAACGCGAAGUGGCCAAAUCGACCGUCGAGAAAGGCGUUAACGAAUGCACGAGACUGACUAAGAUUUACGAGAAGAAGCGAGCGGAGCUGGAGAGGCAACACGAGGAGGUCAGGCACAGGCUAGAGGAGGAAAGGACCAAGGUGAAGCUGUCACUGCAAGCGGAGUACAGCAGCCGGUACAGCAAGUUCGAGAGCGGGGAAUUCCCUCUGUCCCCGUCAGGGGGAACCAGCAUUCCCGAGUCACUGAGCGGCAACACUUACUAACAUCGCAGGAGGUCCUUCUUCCCGUGGUCGUUGUCAUUUGCGUUCGGCAGUGAUCGCAGAGCGCCCAAGCCCAUCUUCGACGAUCCGCCACCGCAUCCGAUCGAGUGAAGACUCGCUCGUUCCACGUCGAUUCUACGUCCACCCGAUUAACGUGGGCGUGCGAGAUCAGGCAGCUUUCAAGUUUGACAAGUUAUCGCGAAGAUGGAGGUAAGAGUAACCCUCCUAGGGAGGCUUCUUCGGCGAGGACACACCCUGCGACCUGUGUGCGGCAAGAUCGUCGAAGUACAGACCGAGGUAUAUCUUCAUGCGAGUCCAGAAUCGCCGGGAGUGACUUCCCCAAAGGUCCUGGACCCUCACAUGUACAUAAGACGAAGGCGGAACAAGUCACAACCUUCGUUGCGACUUGAGCAAGAGGAGUCACCACGUACAUGACCACCUAUACGGUCACUAAGACGUAAUUCAUGACCUGUAUAUACGUAUGAAAGCACGUAUUAUCAUCGACGAAGCACUUGUCGCGCUUUGGAGCGAACGCGGUCCUAAUCGCGGACUAGUUGAUGCGUCUCCGAUCCAUUGAACUAUUCUAUUCGUGGACACAAGAUGCGUAACCUUAGGUUUUACUCCCCUCGCACAGUAUUAGACGGGCGCGAUGUGGUAUCCACCCUGAAGAGGUGGAUCGGCGCCCCGCGAGUCACUGCGAGGAGGGUACGCGCACCUAUAUUCGGAGGGUCAUUCUAAAUAAGUGUAACCUUUUUCAAGAGGAUACUCGUAUUCACCUUGUUGUUAUAUACAUAAGACGUUAUUCACUCGGCAGACUAACUGAUUGAUUUCGUUAACGGGUCUGCCCUGGCGAGCUCGCCUCGCCGGCGAUGUCAAUAGUCUCCGAUCAUCCCGACCAUUUGGGGGGUGCGCGACGUAUUAGGUUGAUGCAUAAGUAAUGGCGCUUUCUUUACACGUAACGUAACGUAAGAUAAACGCCAUUACUUAUGCAUCAAACCAAUAGAAACAUCCACCCGUGGAGGAAUCUCUUUGGCCUAGGUCAAACGCAUUUUCGAAGGGACGAUGGGGGGUUCGCGGAAGCGCGUUACAAUGCGAUUUCAUAUAUUUUUGACUGAAAGUAAUCCGCAUAUUAAAGACAUUUCUUCCAGGGUCGCCUUGAGCGGGAACUCCGGGCGCCGCCAUUUGCUCGUCCUUGGUCUUCAGGGUGUCCUUGAAGACGCAGACGAGGUGACGAGGACUCCCACCGCGGUCGAACGGUCCGGAUAAGACCUUCACGAGCUAGGGGAGAAACUGUGUAAAUAUAUUUUCUAUAAGACGUAUCGGGGAAGGGGUCCCCGGUCGACCUGGUGGACACUUUCCGCGGGAUUUUUCUCCAGUCUAGGCAAUAAUGUACGCGGAAAACGCGCCGUAAGGUCGAUCGGGAUGGUAUCUCGGGGGUCCAGGAGUUCCCGAAGGCUGCCCCAGAAAAAUCGUGGAAAAUAAAAAAGAGAGAUGAAUAUCGACUGGGCCCGGGAUGGACCCGAUCGGACGACCUCUUUGAGGAAGACAAUCAAAAAUGUUACACAGAACACGUAAACGGUAACAUUUUCCUUGUUGUUUCUAAACGUACGAUAUAUACAUAUAUACAUGUACCUAAGAAGGGAAUCUUAUUACUUAUAACGAAUGUCUAUAUAGGGUAAACGUUUAUGUAUUGUAAAGUCCUCUCGUAAGCGGUUGCAUUAUUAUUUAUUAUUGUUUACAACGAUUACAGAGAGAUCGGCGGGGACCAGCCUCUUUGCUCGAAGGCGGUUUCGAUUUCUACACGAGGACUGGCCGACUCAGGACUCGAGUUGCGACUUCAGUGAGCCAUUGUUUAAACAAUUUAGUCAAAUGAUAAUGGCAUCGCGGCCAUCUGGUCGUAUCUUAAAACGUCCAGCUCGGUUUCUUUCCGUUUUUUUUUUCUUUCUCCGUGCGCGGUCCGCCCAUUAUCAUUUUUCCUCCGUUCGGUCUUUUUGUUUCUUCUUUUCUUUUUCUCUUCAAGCCUUCAGGGAAGUGCCAUCGGCCGACUCUGAUGGAGGUCGGAAAUUUCCUUCUCUUUUAUCUUCCGUUCGUCCAACGACGAGUAAUGUAUACAUAUAGCGGGACGAGUUGUGAUAUUAAUGGAUCUCAAAGCAAUCGUAGGAUCGCGAAUAAAUGUCGGGGGUGGCGGGGGGGAGAGUGCACCGCGGUUUCCGGAAAAGCGAGAUGAGAACGAAUACGAAUGAUUUAAAAACGAAAUCGCGAAACGAGGUAUCAUCGAUGGCCGGUUGCGAAAUCGUGUAGAGAUUAAUCUAGAGACUCCUGUAGAGGUACAUGUCCCCUUCGCGCAGCACAGAAUUUCUCAAUUGUGCGGUUUUGCAAUGUUUUUUUUUUUUUAAUCCGAAGAUCCUUUGGGCGAUUAUGGCCAGGGUGCACUUGUCCAGUAAAUUCUGCACGGUAAAGAAAAGUGUGUGAAUUUUUCUAAAUAAACUCUUAUUAUAAUCACUAAUUUUUGGAGAGAGAAAUGAAAUAUCGCGCAUGGAAAGUUGGUGUAUAAAAUUUUGUACAACGUUAUGCAGAGGCUUCGGAAAGGUCAAAGGACUUGGAGAUAUAAUUAUAUAUAUAUAUUUUUUUUUCUGUAGAAAUUGUCCAAUUUUGGAGAAUCAUUGCAAUACCGUAAAUUGGCACGACAUGUUUUUCAGCAAUUUUGCAAACAUUUUUGCACGUGUGCUGAAACGCUUUGAACCGUAAAUUGGUACGACACGUUCUUCAGCAAAUUUGCAACCUUUUGCAGACGUGCUGCAAAAUCUUUUGAACCUUACAUUGGCACGACAUGUUCUUCAGCAAUUUUGUAGCACUUUUGCAGAUGUGCUGCAAUGUUUUGAAGGUAUUGAAGUACUGUAGGAUUUUGUGCUGCGUGGGAAUUUACGAAUAGAUCCCCCGGGAAUGGCAUUUAGUAGAAUUCCGGUAGGUGUCAUUAACAUUGCCACAAAGGUACGAAACACGAUAGAUUGCGACUGAUUACAACCGUAUAUUCCACUGCAAUAAAAUUCGUCAUUUACAGCCGAAAGGGCAGAUCAAGAUCCAUAUUUCCACGCAUCCGAAAGCUCGAUCAAUGAUCCAGAGCUCGAGGAAUUUGAUUCGUGAUUUAGUACCCUUCUUGCACCUGGAAGAAAUAUUCUCUUAAUAAUCGGGGACGAUUAAACUGUUCUGAUUAGCGCAAGGAAAAACUUAGUUACAAGUAUACCAAUAAUGAUGAGGAGGGAGGUUCUGUUGUUAAUAGAGUAAACGAAAAUAUAAGCAGUUUCAUAUUUAGCAAAUAAUUUAGAAUGCAAUGGUGAAUGUUAAAUUUAUCUUGCAUUUCUUUUCCACGAGAAGUGGCGAGGAGAGAUUGUUCUUUAGGUGAACAGGAAUUAAAGGAGAAGUUGAACAAAUUAUUGUUUAGAUUAUUUCUCAUUUUUAAUAAUCAGUUCUUGCCAUUAUGCUGUAUACGUAAUGUGAUAACUUUAAUAUUAUACAUAUAAAAUGUGAUUAAAGAUAUUAACGCGGAGGGUGUAUUCUCGUGUACAAUAGCGGUGGUUAAAUCAGUAUUUUGCGACUACCAAAUUAAGUUAAAUUUUGGGAAACGGGGAAAAUGAAGGAUCUUCUGGAGCAAUGGUCGUUAAAUAUUGUUAGGUGACUUGUCGCAUGCACGAGAUGAGUGCCACGGUACAUUUUCAAUGAGUUAUCUUAUUAAUAUCAUCUUUUAAUCCAUGUUAAUCGAUGUUUUCAACAGGUGAUUUAUUAUAUAAAUUUGUGGCAGGUGUUUUAAAUACGCUUUUAAGGACCCAAGACCAAAGAAUUGGCCAAGCAGUCUCACUGUUGUCCUACCUUAAGUUAUAUGUGAUCGUUAAUCUUAAUUUGUAGAUAUGUCGAGGUCAGGAGAUCAAUUUUUUUCAAUUGAAAAAAAAAUACUAGGAGAAAUCUGCAGUUGUACUUCGCAGUUUCUGUUUUAAUAAUAUAUGUAUAUAUUUUUUUCCCACGUACGUAAAUUGAAAUUAUUUCAAUAGAACAUACAAGGGGAGCAUUUUAUUCCUGCGUUGUCGGACAGUUUACGUUCCUAAAAAAUGUUUACAUAUUGGUAUAAUAUUUUUUCCAAGGUGACGAAAAAAAAAAAAAAAAAUGACCCGAAGAAAACUGCCCGUACUCCCCAUCAGCGUUAUUCCAGAGUGGAGAUCGAAUUGAAAAGUUCCUUCGCGAAAACGCGCCUGCCAAGGGUUCUUUUUUUUAUCCCUUGAAAAUUUGUGCGAGAAAAUCCCGGAGGAAUUAGCGACAUUUCUUCCUUUUUUGUUUUUUUCUUUUUUUUUUCCUUUUAAAUAUCGUGUGUGUCAGCUGCCGAAUCGACCGGAAGCUUUUGGGAAUGGGAGCUUUCGCGCGGUUUGUCGGACUCGCGAUUUUACGGGGAAAGGUGAUCGAGAAGUGGAGCUUAAAGCCGAUUUAACUGUCUCUGGUGUAAGUAGGUGUUAAACUUAAGGGAGAGUUGCAUUUUUAAGUAUCCGUACUGAACACUGAAGUGGGAAAGAAGACGGCGGGCCGGGUGGAGGAACGCGAGUACUUCCAUAUGCAGUUAGUAUUAGGAUGCAUAAGUAAUGCCGUUUUUUACACCUUACGUUACGCGUUAGAAAGGCCAUUACUUAUGCAUCAACUUAAUACCUUGGCGCGAAAUUCUACCGAAUUUCCAGACUUCUUUUCGGACAUUAUGGCCCUGGACUUCCCGGAAUUUUGCAUUUAUCGUGGAAAUUAAACGUAAAUAAACGAAAUUAAACGAAAGGUGUCCGUCCACCUUGCAUCUCGUAUAAUUAAAAUCACAAUUUUUCGACUAAAUUCUAAAAUAAUUCAUUGAGUGGCUUUUCCCAUUAAAAGCAACAUUCCUAGAAGAGGGUCGGAAGCGAACGAAAUUUGUUCCUUUUUUCUUUUCUUUGUUUUUUAAGUGUGCUUUGACAUGCAAGUUUUUACAAUUGAGUGCACCAGUCGAGGUCUUAAGAUUAAUAAUUAGUUACCAUUUAUAAUAUUACAUCGUCAGAGUGCAAAAUAAUUAUUAUUUAUCUGUACUUCUUGUUUGAGAUCUUUCAAGGAAUUUUCUAAUUUUUGAUUUUUCAAUUCGCUAGGAAUUGCUUCUCUCGGGUGAUGAUUUAUUUUUGGCGGAUUUUCCUUUCGCCUUUUUUAAUGGAGAUAGGAGUUUGUAUAAUGCAAUGGGAAGUCAUUUUGUUCAGAAAAACAAUAAACAAGGAAAAGCGCAGGUUGCACGCUGGAUCACUUGGACUUUACGUGCGCGUUAAUUGAAACGCGCGUGCAUCGCUAAUUACCCUUGGUAAUGUUAAUGUUAUUGAUUAUCUAGUUAUACAUUGUGUAAUGAUAAUUUAAGAAGCACGCACAGCGUGUCGCACACACUAGUCUUUUUUUAAGUCGCACAUGUUCGUUUUUUAUGCUCUAAGCUCGGGUCGAGGUGAUGUCUUCCAUUGAAUAUUUAAUUGUUGAUUAGGACAAUUUUUAAUUGUACAAAUUUUCAUUUUGCUUAAAACAAGGUUUAAUACAUCUAACGUGUAUGUUAAACAAGUUUAAGUACUUGUUAUUUAAAGGAAUAAUUUAUGACAGCUUUUUGCCGAGGCGUAUUAAUGAGAUUAUUUAAAAUUAUUGACAAUAUUUAUUACUUCUGGGUAAAGGCGAUUUCAUAGAUUUUUUUUUUCUUUUUUGAUAAAUUGUUAUAUUAUUAAAGAUAUACUUCGACAUUUUUACUGUAAAACUGUUCCCGUUUAUUAGAAUUUUGGGAAUUUUAACGAAAUUGUAAAUAGGAUGAAUUUCGUGAAUUCUGACUGUCUUCGAAUUUUCCUAAUUAGAAUGUUUAACUUGAGCAAUUAUUUAAAAUUCUUUUAAUUAUUAAGAUGUUCAGAUAAAUAAUGGGGUAUUCCUGGAUGAUUUCCGGAGUUAAGUGGACUUUAAAUUGUGCACAUUUUACUUAUAAACAAAUUUAACUAUUACGAUCUAAUCUUCCGUCAUUUUUACGAUACUUUUCUUUUUUUCUCCUUCAUAUAUAUCUCGACAAAUCUCUGUACAGUAAACCUCGCAGCAUUUCGUGAUCCGCGAUGCACACGUGUUGUCAUUCGCCAUUUGUAAAUUUUUGCAUUUUGCAAAGAAGCCUCGAGAUGGGUUAGAAAAAUCGGAGCAAAAAAAUCGAAUCGAAGGAAGGUUAAAUCUUUCCGGAGGAAGGCAUCAAUGGUAUCUCGAAUUUGUAUAAAUUAAUAAUUAUGAUUUGUCGAAAUUCGAGAUAUCAUUUCGACUUCUUCGAGAGGUCGUCGAGUUUACCCUCCACCCUCCUCGCGUCAUUCGAAACUC